Molecule: messenger RNA, 984 nt
Organism: Aspergillus puulaauensis
Lineage: Eukaryota; Fungi; Ascomycota; Eurotiomycetes; Eurotiales; Aspergillaceae
Product: AHA1 family protein
Exons: 4
Coding region: 1-984 (327 amino acids)
Biological process (GO): protein folding; positive regulation of ATP-dependent activity
Cellular component (GO): cytosol
Molecular function (GO): ATPase activator activity; protein-folding chaperone binding
Source: RefSeq, a predicted model, not a curated record
AUGGUUCUUCACAACCCCAACAACUGGCAUUGGGUCAACAAGGAUGCUUCCGGAUGGGCCAAGAAUUAUCUGACCGAAAAUCUCCCUGCGGUUUCAGCCGAAGAGGAUGGUGUCACCGCAAAGGUGUCCAAUGUACUGACAAUGGAUGGCGACGUAGAUGUCAGCCAAAGAAAGGGCAAGGUCAUCACCUUGUUCGAUGUGAAGCUGCAGUUGGAGUAUGAAGGUAAGACUAAGGAAGAGGAGGCUGUGAGUGGGACUAUCACGAUUCCCGAGGUAGCCCACGACACAGAGGAAGAUGAGUAUGUCUUCGAGAUCGAAAACUACUCGGAUUCUUCCUCCAAGCAGCCCGUGAAGGAUCUUGUGCGCUCAAAGCUAGUCCCAAAGCUCAGGACGGAACUGGCCAAGCUUGCCCCUGCCCUGGUUGCUGAACACGGGAAAGAUCUCCAGCACGCCCCUGGUGUGAAUCCCUCCAGCGGAUUUACGAAGACGACAUCCUAUCCUCAAUCUACCAAGAAAGAAGUCUCGGCUCCCAAGACCGAGACUACAACCACUGCCGCCAAGGUUUCUGUCAACACCGCUACAGUGACUGCUUCAGAUGAAUUCCGUACAACUGCCGAGGAACUCUUCAAGACUUUCACCGAACCUGAGCGUCUUGCAGCUUUUACCCGUGGGGCGCCACGCCAGUUUGAUGGUGCUCACGUUGGUGGCAAGUUCUCGAUCUUCGAUGGCAAUGUCACCGGUGAAUUUGUGAAGCUCGACUCGCCCAAACUGCUGGUUCAGAAGUGGCGCUUGGCUCAGUGGCCUGCGGGUCAUUUCAGUACUCUCGAGAUCAACUUUGACCAGAACGACGUUGACGGUGUCACUCAAAUGCGUGUGUCAUGGGCCGGCGUUCCUGCUGGCCAGGAGGAUGUCACCAAACAGAACUGGGAACUUUACUACGUGCGGAGCAUCAAACAAACUUUCGGGUUUGGCACUAUUCUCUGA